Molecule: messenger RNA, 1005 nt
Organism: Colias croceus (clouded yellow)
Lineage: Eukaryota; Metazoa; Arthropoda; Insecta; Lepidoptera; Pieridae
Exons: 1
Coding region: 1-1005 (334 amino acids)
Source: RefSeq, a predicted model, not a curated record
AUGAAUAUAUGUAGUAAGUGUAACAAGCAAGUUAAGAUAAACGAUCUUAAAAUUUGUUCCAAGUGCAAUUCCACGUACCAUUUCCAGUGCCUGGGCAUUCCUGCAGAUAACUUUUCUAAAGAAUCGAAAUCCUACAAGGCCAAUUGGAAGUGCUCAGAGUGUAAAUCUACAGACAAACGGGGUGGUAACUCCAAUUCUCCUCACCAUCCAGUAGGACCGAUCUCACCCGCUGCUGAUUGCGAAGACCUCAAACAGUACAUCGACAAAAAACUCGAUGAAUCUUUAUCGCGUCUUCUCAGAGAUAUAAGGCGAGAUUUUGCUGAGGAAAACUCUGGCACACGCAGUAUAAUACAGGAGCUGGCAGAUAGUGUAAAUUUCAUGUCAUCGAAGUGCGACGAGCUCAAAGCUGACCUGGACGUAAAGACCAAGAAGAUAGGAAUUUUGGAAUUGGAGAACUCUUCAUUACGAUCACAAGUAACUGAUUUGAGCGCUAAGCUGAAUCAACUUGAACAACAAUCGAGAGAUUGUAAUCUAGAAAUUCAGAACGUUCCAGAAUUUAAAGCAGAAAACCUUAAAACAACUAUCCAGCAGCUUGUUGCUACAGUGGGCUGCGUGCUACCGGAAAACGAGUUAAUAAACUAUCAUCGUGUUGCAAAAAUCAACCAAACAUCAAACCGACCUAGAUCGAUUAUAGUCAAACUCCCCAGUCCUCUGGUUCGGGAUAAAAUACUUGCAGCCGUUAAGACGUUCAACAGGACUCAUCAGGACAAUAAACUUAACUCAUCUCAUUUGGGCCUCGCCGGGGAACAGAAACCUGUGUACGUUUGUGAACAUCUAUCACCUACAAACAAACAAUUACACGCAGCGGCUCGUAAAGUGUCCAAGGACAAAAACGUUCAAUUUGUGUGGGUUAGAAACGGCCGUAUUCAUAUGAGGAAGGACAUAACGUCAAAAAGCUUUGUGGUUAAGGAUUUAGACUUUCUGAAUUCCCUUAAAUUCGAUUAG